UUUCCAGCACGUUUCUUGUAGGAAAACCUUGGUCCGGUGAGAUGGAGCGGGAGCAGGACGCUGGGACGCCGCUGCCCGGGAGGCGCGUGCGCGCGGACACGCGCCACCCGGUGUACCGUGGCAUCCGGUACCGCGGGGGCAAGUGGGUGUCGGAGAUCCGGGAGCCGCGCAAGUCCAACAGGAUCUGGCUGGGCACGUACCCGACGCCCGAGAUGGCCGCCGCCGCGUACGACGCCGCCGCGUUGGCGCUGCGGGGCGCCGAGGCCGCGCUCAACUUCCCCGGCGCCGCCGCGUCCCGCGCGGCACCGGUGUCGUGCUCCCCCGACGAUAUCCGCGCGGCGGCUUCCGCGGCUGCCGCCACGAUGAUGGCGGCUGCGAUUGCGAGCACGUCGUCGGGGUCGGAGAACGCCGGCGCUGCGUCGGCGUCGGAGCAGCGUGAGAAGCGCAUUGUGGACGAGGACGACGUGUUCCAGAUGCCGCGGCUGCUGGAGGGCAUGGCCGAGGGGCUGAUGAUGAGCCCGCCGCGGCUCAGCCCCACGGCGGAAGGAGCCGGGUCGUUGGAGGAGGACGGCAACGACGAUGGCAUGAGCUUGUGGGAUCACUCCUGA
Messenger RNA from Setaria italica (foxtail millet), 608 nucleotides. RefSeq names its product ethylene-responsive transcription factor ERF024. Gene Ontology annotation, biological process: regulation of DNA-templated transcription. Gene Ontology annotation, molecular function: DNA binding; DNA-binding transcription factor activity. NCBI's taxonomy places the organism in Eukaryota, Viridiplantae, Streptophyta, Magnoliopsida, Poales, Poaceae. Bases 42 to 608 code for a protein of 188 amino acids. The transcript is spliced from 2 exons. The record is from RefSeq and is a predicted model, not a curated record.